GUGCCUCCAACUCACUCUUACCCUUCUCACCCCCAGGGUUCCACUUCCUCUUCCCUCUCCUCUUCACCUUUCAUCCCCUAUCCUUUAUGGCUCCCAGAGGUGAGAAGAGCAUGAGAGAGGAUACACAAGUGAGCGAUCCUUCCAACGUCUGCCAGGAGGCCUGCCGUGGGAGAGCAGUAAGACCGUGUACAGCACCUGUGCGCCUCAAAGCAGACCCACCCAGUGAAAAUAACACCCUUCUCAACAGAGAAAAGUAACCCCUGUUGUAAGGUAGGUCCUUUGGGUGACCCAACGGGUCCCUGCUAAGUGCUAACGCAAAAGAUGGCUGUUGAAACCCACUGAACAGUGGUGCAGGAGAAAACCCUGGAAAUCUGCCGCCACCUGGGCUACAGCCAACACAGCUGUGGGCUGCAGCCCUUCGCUGAGGAAGCAGGUAGUUCUUAGCAUCAACCCUCGCUCUCUCUUCGCAGCGACACUGCCGACUUCUGCAGGGAGGGCUGCCGGACCCACCCGGGACGGCCUUCUCUUGUUCAUUCUGAAAUAAGGGGCAUCAGGUGGGAACCCAAAUCGGCAUUCUAAACUGAGCUUGUCAUUCUACAGGGAGAUGAACGAAUAUGCUUCUCUGCUCUUGUUUUGAUUCCCCAGCGGGAGGUGAGAAAAUAAGAAAUCACCUGGGAUAUAGCUUUUUUUUCUUUUUGAAGGACAAAAAGAUCAGGGAAAGGUUACUCAGGAAGGAACUUGAGACAAGCUCCGCCCCGUCUGCAUACGAGCACUGUGAUUCCUGGAGAGCAUUACACAUAUGACCCGUCCCUGGCCUCCAGCCACAGCAACCAGACUCAGAUCCCCUGGAACCCGGGCUGCAUACCUGGGCUCCCCACAGGGGAUGAUGCAGGGAGGGGAAUCCCACCUGCAGUGAAUCACCCCUGGGAUAAAGGGCGGGCCCGACAAUGCGGGGACCUUAAAAAGAGACUCCGAGAUAAGAGGAGAAAAAGAACAGGAAGCAGCUCGGAACAGACAGUAGUAACCAAGCCAGAGAAGCAGAGAGCAUCGGGCUCAGACGGGGAAGUAGACAGAUUCCACAAGGACUGGUGUCAGGCACCGAGCCAGCCAGAUUCAAGAAGCAGGCACCGAGAUGCUGCCGCAGGGGAGUAUGGCUAUGAUGCUGCUGUGGCUGCUGCCUUGGACCACUGAGGGCCGUGCCGUGCCCGUACCUGGGAGCAGCAGCCCCGCCUGGGCUCAGGGCCAACAGCUCUCCCAGAGGCUCUGCACCCUGGCCUGGAGUGGACAUCCGCCAGUGGGACACGUGGAGCUCCCAAGAGAGGAGGGCGAGGACGAGACGACAGAGGAUGGUCCUCAUAUCCAGUGCAGGGAUGGCUGUGAUCCCCAAGGACUCAGAGACAAUAGUCAGUUCUGCUUGCAAAGGAUCCACCAGGGCCUAGUGUUUUAUGAGAACCUGCUAGGCUCAGACAUUUUCACAGGGGAGCCCUCUCUACGCCCUGAUGGCCCCGUGAGCCAGCUGCAUGCCUCCCUCCUGGUCCUCCGUCAACUUGUGCAGCCCGAGGAUCGCCCCCAGGAGCCUCAGCUGGCACCAAGCCCCAGUCCCAGCUUGCCUUGGCAGCGCAGCCUUCUGCGGCUCAAAAUCCUGCGGAACCUGCAGGCCUUUGUGGCUGUGGUUGCCCGGGUCUUUGCCCACGGAGCAGCCACUCUGAGCCCCUGACACCAACGGCUUCCGGUGACGGCCCGGUCUCCAUGGCUCAACAAGGGCGAGAUCAAAUCUACCGGGCCAGCAAUGGGGUGACUGAUGACAAGACUGAGUAUUUAUUUGAUGGGAAUAUUUGCUCUUCUUUAUGCUCAGGGGAGGAUAAUUAUUUAUUAUAUUUAUACUGAAUGAUGUACUUUUUCAAUAAAGAUUUAUUUAUGUGAA
Molecule: messenger RNA, 1924 nt
Organism: Echinops telfairi (small Madagascar hedgehog)
Lineage: Eukaryota; Metazoa; Chordata; Mammalia; Afrosoricida; Tenrecidae
Gene: IL23A
Product: interleukin 23 subunit alpha
Exons: 5
Coding region: 1133-1717 (194 amino acids)
Biological process (GO): positive regulation of T cell proliferation; positive regulation of T-helper 17 cell lineage commitment; immune response
Cellular component (GO): extracellular region; interleukin-23 complex
Molecular function (GO): cytokine activity
Source: RefSeq, a predicted model, not a curated record